Hyla sarda is the source of this 2008-nucleotide messenger RNA. RefSeq lists its product as uncharacterized. The transcript has 6 exons. NCBI's taxonomy places the organism in Eukaryota, Metazoa, Chordata, Amphibia, Anura, Hylidae. The coding region runs from base 310 to 1620 and encodes 436 amino acids. The record is from RefSeq and is a predicted model, not a curated record.
UCUAUUUCACAGGCACCUGGUAGUAAUUUCACUUGCGACCAGGCCUGCGGACACUAAUGGGUUACUGCUGACAGCUACCGGCACCGGAGACUGGAUAUUGACAAUCGUUGGUAUUUGCAGAGUCUGCGCUGCAGCGGAUGCUUGACAGAUGACAGCAGAGACGAGCGCAGCAACCAGAGCCUCCAAUAUGGCUGCACCCAUGGAACUUCCUGUUUUGGUCUGGUCGGCAAAAUAUUCCCCUGUGCACCACAGGGCAGCUCUUUGGUUCCUCCUUGCGCAGUGCUGAAGAGGCGCCACUGCUGGGGACUGAUGGGGCGGAGCUGCGACCGCUCACGUGCGCGGGAAACACCAGACCACUUUAACCUUUUCAGAUGUGACAGAGAAGACUUUGUGUGUGAAGGUUGGGAGGUCUCCGCCGCGGGCGAUCAUGAGGACGACCUAUUUAUCUGUUCUUCUGGAUCAUCUAAAUGGAGAUGCAAACACUUCCAGGUCGGCAGCCUUGUUAUAUCUCCGGAGUUAUACCUUAAGGCGCCCACUGCCAAGUGCAGAACAGAUGAGAAAGUAUUAUCCCCAAAUAAUAUCCAGGAGAGCUCAAUAAUGAAAGGCCCCGGCAAAGUGCAAGCAGAGAAAUCUAAGACACAAUCACCCGGAUCCUGUAGAAUGAAGUUUUCCUCGGCUAUGGAAGACAUUGAGAAAGACAAGAGGGUAAGACGACUGCUGAGCCUCGCGGAGGAGCUGUCAGACAGAUACAAGCUGGAUAGACCCAACGCUCCCGGAGAAAAGGUCAACAUCUUCACAGAACAAAGAGAAGGACAGCAGGUUGUGACAGAGAGUCCGUCCUCCGUACUGUGUACAAUCCAGAACAAUAAAAAGAUCAACCGCGAAAGUGCGACCGGAAGAAACACCGCCGACCCCAUUCAGGACUACAAAGAUGCAAUAGGAAAACUCCGGGACAAACAUGUCUUCAAAUCUUGUUCGAAUGAUUCCGAAAACUUGGCCAAAACAUCUUUUCACGGUCACAUUCAGUCUUGUAUCUCACAACUGUCCAAUCCGAGGCCGUCCCGGCCGGUCAGGCUCAUCUCCUGCGAGGACAACGGAGUCUUCCUGAAAAGUGCCAACGGGACGGUAAAAGGGCUGGAAGGACAACAUCCGAGAGUUCAGAGAGGUCAUCAUCGUAAGUCAUUCCCUGCCAGCCCGGUCAUCACCAUGAACAGACUCUCCAAGACGGACAGUGACAAAUAUGUCUGGAUCCAGAAUAGUCAGGAACGUUCAAAAAGCGCAACGUGUGAUGACAACGCGGGACUUGUCCGGAUAUAUCCUGCCUCACCGGGGAAAGAGAACGCUGGAAACAGUCAGGAUAUUUGGGGGUUUCCUGCUUUUCAUCCGUAUCCUAUGAAGACCCAGCAGAGCGGUCCGAGCUCCUCAAGGGGCCAAACGAGGAAUGAGAAGAGAAAUCUGUCCGCACCCGAACUACAUUCUUCUGAAGGCCGGAGACCGACAUCUGUUAGAAGUAAAGAUCUGGGGCCUAUAGGAAGCCCGGUCACUGUAGGGUUAAUGCUGAGCGCCAUAAGGAACCGCCUCAAACCGGAUCACGUCACUGACAGAUUGACGGAAGCCUAGCCAAGCAGAGAAGACGCGAAACAAGAAGACGUUCCCUUUGAUCCACGCCAGACAAGUUUCCAAAUAAAUAAAUUUUUAAUUAUGAUACAUUAAUUAUUACAAGUAAAAAUUUGCAUUUUGUUUUUUCUUCCCUUCAAAACAUAAGCACCAGUCUUGAUAAAACAUAAAGUAUAAAUCAUAUAGUGAAAUAUAUAUAUAGCAAAAUACCAUGUGCAAACAGUAUUUAGCACAAAACAUAAAUAAGUUCUUUAUUUUAUUUUUGUUAUUUUAAUUUUUUUUCUCUUUUGUACAUACUGAAUUAUUACGAAACGGGAGAUAGGUCACGCUGAAUUAGCUCGGAACAUUUUUUUCUUUUCUUUCUACUAGGUGAUUAAGAAAGUCCCGAAAC